GAAGAAACUAAGCAAGCAACAAAAAUCAUAACAUAACAAACUCUCAUCUUAACCCCCGCUAAUCUUGUUAUAUCAUGGCGAUAUCGAGGACCCUUCUCUUCGCAAUGGCGAUCGCGGUUUUUGCCGGAUUGGGUGCGCAUCGGGCUCAAGCUCAACUGGGGAGAGCCCUCAUCAGUGGCAUAGUCCCUUGUAGCACUGGGAAUCUGAUCAAUGCAGCUACUGCACCUGUGUUUCCAAAUGCGACGGUGCAGGUCCGUUGCGGAAGCAACGUGCUCGCGAGCACGACGACGGACAGCAACGGAGCGUUCAGCAUAUCGUUGGACCUCGUGAGCUCGCUCCUGUCGGCGCUUAUGAACAGCUGCAACUUGGUGGUGGAAACACCUCUAAUAUCCUGCAACGCCUCUCUCCCUGCGACCGGAGUCCUCCAGUCGGCGCUGCAGCUGCUCCAAGGAGGCCUCAUCGGCGGACUCCUCAGCGGACUCCUCAACCUCGUCCCCUCGAGCUUCUCCUUCAUUCCGCUGCUCGGAUAAUAUUGAACUCUCUAUCAAUUAUUUCUGCGCUUUCUCAAGGACAUCACUGCAAAAUGUAAUCUAGCUAUAUAUAUAUAUAUAUCUAGUUAUGAAUAAUGCACCCUAAGGGUGUUAUUUAUGCGCAUGAUAAUUGAAAUGAAGUUCUCACUAAGCUGGAUGGUGGGAAUAAGUGUAUUUACGUACGUACAUGGCUGUAGCUUGUGUGUAUUUAUUCUGUGCUUCUAUAAAACUCUAUUAUAUAUGUACGUGUUUUAAGUGUUAACCUCGAUCUUGUAUCACUUGGGUGGUUAAUUAAUAUUACA
Molecule: messenger RNA, 832 nt
Organism: Ananas comosus (pineapple)
Lineage: Eukaryota; Viridiplantae; Streptophyta; Magnoliopsida; Poales; Bromeliaceae
Product: phylloplanin-like
Exons: 2
Coding region: 75-530 (151 amino acids)
Source: RefSeq, a predicted model, not a curated record